This is a messenger RNA of Moesziomyces antarcticus, 1938 nucleotides long. Its product is annotated as ubiquitin-activating enzyme-like protein. Bases 1 to 1938 code for a protein of 645 amino acids. Gene Ontology annotation, molecular function: SUMO activating enzyme activity. The transcript has a single exon. NCBI's taxonomy places the organism in Eukaryota, Fungi, Basidiomycota, Ustilaginomycetes, Ustilaginales, Ustilaginaceae. Gene Ontology annotation, biological process: protein sumoylation. Gene Ontology annotation, cellular component: cytoplasm; SUMO activating enzyme complex. The record is from RefSeq and is a predicted model, not a curated record.
AUGACCGAGGCCUCCUCUUCCUCCCGUAGUGGUGACGACUCCGCUGCGGCGGAGCGCUACACGCUCGCCAAAACCAUCCUCGGCGCGGACGUUUUCCAGCGCAUCAACACCGCCAAGAUCCUCGUGGUCGGCGCAGGCGGCAUCGGGUGCGAGCUGCUCAAGAAUCUCGUGCUCACCGGCUUUGGCGACAUCGAGAUCAUCGAUCUGGACACCAUCGACCUGUCCAACCUCAACCGCCAGUUCCUCUUCCAGAAGCAGCACAUCAAGAAGCCCAAGUCGCUCGUCGCCAAGCAGACCGCCGCGUCGUUCAACCCGCUCGUCAACAUCGUGGCGCACCACGCCAACAUCAAGGAGCCUCGCUUCGGCGUCGCCUACUUCCAGCGCUUCGACCUCGUGCUCAACGCGCUCGACAACCUCAAUGCGCGCCGCUGGGUGAACCGCAUGUGCAUCGCCGCCGACGUGGCGCUCAUCGAGAGCGGCACCACGGGCUUCCUCGGCCAGGUGCAGCCCAUCCGGCCGGGCGUGACAGAGUGCUACGACUGCGUGCCAAAACCCACGCCCAAGACGUUCCCCGUGUGCACCAUCCGCUCCACCCCCUCGACGCCCAUCCACUGCAUCGUGUGGGCCAAGAGCUGGCUCUUUACACAGCUGUUCGGCGCCGACGACGAGACCGAGGACGAGCAGCUGGACAAGGCGAUUGCGGACGGCGAAGACGCGGCCGAGAUCGACAGCCUGCGCAAGGAGCAGCGCGAGAUGCGCGACAUGCGCGCCGCGCUUGUCAAGGCCGCAGCCGAGCGCAACGAGCACGACGUGCGCAGCGUCGCAGAGCGCAUCUUCAACAAGGUGUACAAGAACGACAUCGAUCGACUGCUCGGCAUGGAGGAGAUGUGGACGCAUCGUCCGGUCAAGCCGGUGCCGCUCGUGUUUGCCGAUGUCAUGGCGGGACAGUGCGAUGCCGACGACGGCGCGGCCACCGCACCUGCGGGCGGCGAGGGUACAUCGAACGGCGCAGCACCAUCCGCUACGAAUGCAUCGACGCUCAAGGACCAGCGCCAGCUGACGCUGCGCGACAACGCCGAGCUGUUCGUGCGUAGUGUGUCGACGCUGGCGACGCGGGCUGCUGGCGACGUGUCGGUGCCGCUGUCGUUUGACAAGGACGACGAUGCAGCGCUGGACCUUGUGACUGCGGCGUCGAACCUGCGUUCGGCGGUGUACCACAUUGAGCGCAAGACGCGGUUCGAGGUGAAGCAGAUGGCGGGCAACAUUAUCCCGGCGAUUGCGUCGACGAAUGCGAUUGUGGCGGGCAUGCUGGUGGUGCAGGCGGUGCAUGUGUUGCAGGGCGCGUGGGAUCGGGCGCGCAACGUGUCGCUGGCGCGCGGCUCGGACCGCAUGCUGAACGCAUGGCCACCUGCACCGCCCAACCCGCACUGCGGCGUGUGUCAGGACGCAUACAUCCCCGUCUCGCUCACGAGUCUCGAGAUGACGUUGGAGGAGGUGGUGAGUGCGGUGGCGCAGGCUGUCAAGCUCGAGGAUGUGGUGGUCUAUGAUGGCUCGAGGAUUUUGGCGGAUCCGGAUUUCGACGACAACAAUGCACGCUCGCUCGCCGCACUCGGCCUGGUCGACGGAAGCAUCCUCACGCUCACCGACGAGGAUCAGCACUUCCAAGUCGUCAAUGUCGUGCUUUCCCUCAAUGCCGAGGCAGACCAGCCAGUGACCAUCAUGGGUAAGGUUCGCACCCUCGCACCGCGUGCCCAACCUGCACCGCAAAACGAGCCCGACAGCAGCGACGACGAGCUGCAAGAGGUCCAGCCUCCUCCCCCGCGCAAGCGUGCGCGCGACGACGAUCCCGCCCCCGCCGCCAAGAAAUCCAAACCCACCGAACCCGCACCCGCCCCACCCACGGGUACAUCCUCCGAAUCCGCAAUCGCGCUCGAGUAG